Molecule: messenger RNA, 1611 nt
Organism: Seminavis robusta
Lineage: Eukaryota; Bacillariophyta; Bacillariophyceae; Naviculales; Naviculaceae
Source: the annotation of a GenBank genome assembly
AUGACCCACCCUAAUGAAACCCUGGGAUCGGUAACAGAGCCGGAGAAUGGAUCUCUGAUAAAGCACUCCACGGCUGAUACUCACGCCAAGUACCUCGUUGGAGUCACAGGUCUCUUUGCGAAAGCUACCAAACAAACGCGUGAUGACGAAGAGGGGAGGAAAGCAAAGCCCCGGCCCUCAACAGUCGCAAUUGGCAUGGGCCUCUUCACAUCUGCGAUUGCUUCCAUGGCAGGCCUUCAAGGCGGGAACACUAUAGGUAAUGAGGAUGAGGAUGAGGAUGAACUGGAGGACGAAUCCCAAGAAGAGAUUGCACCGGAUGCUCCUACUCUUCCGAGCCCCCAACGAAUCAUAUCAGUGGAAGACAAGGAGGAGCAAGAGGAAAAGAAACGCGAUAGCAACCAAGACACCAUGGCAAGUUCUCAACGAGGCAUUCAAAGGUCUAGAAGCGCCAAAGGUGCUCGCAGGAGGAGCCGCUCCAGAACUGGGUUGUCUCGUACUUCAUCAGACAGGAAGCCGCGCAUGCAGAACGGGAACGGUCGUCAUCGCAUUUCCAAGAGCUCUUCACGGAAAGGCACGAAUCUUCGGUGUGCCAAGCCUACGACGAAUGAUGACAUGAAAGAAUCUCUCAAUUUUAAGGGUUCCAGGUCAAGCGUUGACCUGAAAGAGUCCCGCAGGGUUUCCAGGAGUUCCAGCCGGUCAUCAUUGGAAGAUAGAAGGAGAACUCCUCGCCAUUCCAAGCCGACACUUGGAUUGAAAGUCUCCAGGUCCACUCCAACUCUUGGCAGAACUGGCAGCAGCAGCAAACGCUUGUCCUCAGAGGGAGUAAAGAAAAGAACGGAACGUCUAUCCAAGUCGUCAUUAAAGCCUGACAACACGUUUGAGGGUGACAGCAAGGAUAUGAAAAACUGGUGUGCCUCGGAGAAAAAGACAAGGAGCAGCAGUCGUGGAUCCGCAGCACUUGCAUUGGUAGAUGGUGAUGCAGGAAACGGGGGAUUGGAGAGAGUGAUAGGCAGGCGUCGUGCCAACAAGUCGUCAUGCCGUGGUCGAAAAGAGGACUCUUCCUUGCUCGACAGGAACACCAAAAGCAGCCACUCAGCGUGUCGUUCCCCAAUCCGCAACCGCAUUUCAAGCCAUGGUAGUGGUGGGCGGCGAAGUGGUCGCUCCUCUGCGGCAUCCAGCAAUGCAGCCCGCCUUGCGGGCAGACACCAGAUUCAGCUAAUGGUGCAGGUACAGCAGCGAGCCCUGCUUGACUUGGAGAUGGAGUGCGACGAGAGUAAGAACAGCGACGAUGAAAAGCCCGCUCUUGCCAAGAAUACGGUUGAUCCCAAUAAGGUUGAUUAUACUUCGCUUGACCGGGCAUCAAUUCAUGAGUUGCUGAAACAGUGCUCUGAUCAUGGUCCUGAUCACGAUCCAUAUGAUACCGGUGCAAAGAUGACACGGUCUUCAUCGAGCUCAGGCUUGAUCGCAAGCAAACCAAGGCACCGCCGGCGCAUUUCAACACGGAUGCCAUUGAGCAUUCGCCCAAGCUCCUGCAGUGGGAGGCUAACUGACUUGGCCGGUGACGAUUUGGACGACGACAGCACGGACGCUUCGGACGAGUUUGCUUCGUAG